Molecule: messenger RNA, 10090 nt
Organism: Hyla sarda
Lineage: Eukaryota; Metazoa; Chordata; Amphibia; Anura; Hylidae
Product: vacuolar protein sorting-associated protein 33A
Exons: 42
Coding region: 244-9576 (3110 amino acids)
Biological process (GO): positive regulation of microtubule polymerization; vesicle-mediated transport; intracellular protein transport
Cellular component (GO): CORVET complex; microtubule plus-end; cytoplasm
Molecular function (GO): microtubule plus-end binding
Source: RefSeq, a predicted model, not a curated record
GUGACGUCAGCCGUCCCGCCCCACACCUCGCGCCUGCUGACACACAGGCUCACGCUCUCCAGCUGGCAACUGUAUGAGGUGCGCGCGCGCGCACAGCGGCCCGGUGAGAGGUGUGUGACCGGAGAGGAGAGGCCCGGCUGGGGACACGGUCUGAUAUUUGUCGUGUUGCGAAAGAAAUCUUAGUGUUAUCAAUGGUUUUAUUAAGAUAACAGUUUUGGAUAUCCUUACAUAUUGAAUGAGAUCAUGAGUUCAUUAAAGCCAAGUGGGCUUAAAGCCCCCUCCAAAAUAGCAAAGCCUGGAGCCACAGCUAAUAAAUCUUCAUCUAUUGCUGCUGCUGCAGCUCCUCCUGCAAAACCAGUAGAAAAGUCAACCGGUGCACCACCUGCAGAAGCGCCUCCUUCAGAGACACCUGAAGGGUUUGUGGAUGAUUUUCGAGUAGGAGAGCAUGUAUGGGUUAAUGGCAAUAAACCUGGGUUCAUUCAGUUUCUUGGAGAAACUCAGUUUGCUCCUGGACAGUGGGCAGGGAUUGUUUUGGAUGAAGCAAUUGGUAAAAAUGAUGGAUCAGUUGCUGGUGUAAGAUAUUUUCAAUGUGAAGCCUUAAGAGGAAUUUUUACAAGACCUUCAAAGUUGUCUAGGAAACCAUUAGAUGAUGAAACCAAUGGCACCCAAACUGCAUCAAGAGCUACCUCACCAACCUCAAUGUCUUCUGCAAAUGUUGUCUCUCCUGUGCCAGCCUCUUUGGCAACUCCUCUAAAAAGUACUACAUCUACUACUAAGGAGUAUAGCACCCCUGCACAAUUAAGUAACCUCACUCGAACCACAAGUGAAUCUAUAUCAAAUUUGUCUGAAACUGGGUCAGUCAAAAAAGAACGAGAGCUCAAGCUUGGGGAUAGAGUUUUGGUAAGCGGUUCAAAAGCUGGAGUUAUACGGUUUAUGGGGGAGACAGAUUUUGCCAAAGGAGAAUGGUGUGGCGUGGAGCUAGAUGAGCCUUUAGGAAAAAACGAUGGAGCGGUGGCUGGCACAAGGUAUUUUCAGUGUCAGCCGAAAUAUGGCUUGUUUGCACCUGUACAUAAAGUUACAAGGAUUGGUUUUCCAUCAACUACCCCAGCUAAAGCUAAAACCACCGUAAGAAAAGUUCCUGCGACACCUGCAACACCAGCAUCUCUAAAACGCAGCCCAAGUGCAUCUUCUAUUAGCUCUAUGAGCUCAAUUUCAUCGUCUGUGAGCAACAAACCAAGUCGCACUGGGCUGUUAACAGAAACCUCCUCAAGAUAUGCAAGAAAAAUUUCUGGUACCACAGCUCUCCAGGAAGCUCUGAAAGAGAAGCAGCAACAUAUAGAGCAGCUUCUGGCUGAAAGAGACAUGGAAAGGGCCGAAGUUGCAAAAGCUACAAGUCAAGUUGGAGAAGUGGAGCAGGAGCUAGCUGUGAUACGAGAUGGACAUGACCAGUAUGUAAUGGAAAUGGAGGCUAAAAUGGAUCAGUUACGUGCUAUGGUAGAAGCUGCAGACCGAGAAAAAGUAGAACUGCUUAACCAGCUUGAAGAAGAGAAGAGGAAAGUUGAAGAUCUCCAAUUCCGUGUUGAAGAAGAGUCCAUUACCAAGGGAGAUUUAGAGACGCAGACCAAACUGGAGCAUGCCCGCAUUAAGGAGCUUGAACAGAGCCUGCUCUUUGAAAAGACCAAAGCUGACAAACUUCAAAGAGAGUUAGAAGAUACUAGGGCCAAAACAAGGCCAGAUUCCUUAAAAGUGGCAACGGUUUCUGAAAAAUCUCGCAUUAUGGAACUAGAGAAGGAUUUGGCUCAGAAAACGAAAGAAGUUGCAGAAAUGCGCCAGAAGUUUGUAGAAUCUAGCAAACAGUCUAGUGAUGUAGAUGAAUCACUUUCACUAUUGCAAGAAGUCAGUUCUUUGCAGGAAAAUAUAUCAACACUUAGUAAGAAACACGAGCAAGAAAUUCAGUCUCUGAAAGGUAAGCUUGAAAGUACUGAAGGUGAUUAUGAGAGAGAAUUAGGAUCUGUGAAAGCAUCAGUAGAAAAGCUAUCCAAAGAGAAUGAAACCUUGAAAGUAAAGCUCAGCCAUGCCAAUAAGGAGAAUGCAGAAGUAAUAGAACUUUGGAAAUCAAACCUAGACUCUGCAAUAAGUUCACAUCAGCAAGCAAUGGAAGAGCUGACUGUUUCCUUCAGUAAAGGUGCAAAUACAGAAACUUCUGCUUUGAUUGAACUAAAAGCCCACAUUGAGAACCUUAAGCUAGAACAUCAGAAAGAGACAGAACUUCUGAAAUCUCGGCAAGAAGCUGAACAAGCUGAUCAUCUGAAAGAAAUAGAAGCUUUCAAGUCGAAACUUCAAGCAUAUUCUGAAAAGAGAGAAUCAGAACUUGAAACACUAAAAUCUAAACUGGAAACUGCAGAGGAGCAACACUUAAUAGAAAUGGAGGAUACGUUAAAUAAGCUUCAUGAUGCAGAAAUAAAGGCCAGUGAUUUACAGAGAGAUUUGAUGGAGGGAAAUGAAAAGUUUGCUGACCUUGAAAACAAAAUGCAGUCACUGAUUCAGGUCAAAGAAACUUUUGAAAAGGAAAUUGAAGAUUUGAAAAAAUCAUUAAACACUUCUGAAGAGUCAUCUAAGGUCCUUCAAAAAGCUAUGCAAGAAACUAUGGGUAAACUGAAUGAGCGAGAGCUACAAUGUGUAGAAAUAACCAAAAAAUUGGAAUUGUUGCAACCCCAAUGUGCUGAAUUUGAAAGAAAGUUAAAAGAAGGCGAAGAGAAGAAAGAGAACUUAAUGAGAGCAAAAGCAAAACUAGAAAGUCAAAUAGCCGAAAUGAUUCAGUCAUCAGGGGACAGCUCUGCUCAGCUUUCAGCACUGAAUGAAGAACUACAGUCUAGGGAAAGGAAUUUAGCUGAUCUCCAAGCCGAAUUGUCAAAAUCCAGAGAAACUGUAAAACAGCUUCAAACAAAUAUUGAGCAGUUAACAUCUGAAGCAAAGCAUUGCUCUGACAAAGAACAAGAGUCUCAUCGGCUAGCAAUAAAGGCAAUGACUUCUGAAAUAGAAAGUUUGAAACUGGAAAUGGAAAAAGUUCAGCUUCAGAAAAAAGAGAUGCAGUCAUUGCAUGAAAAAUCUAUUUUGGAUUUAGUUUCCCAACAUGAAACUAAAAUCAAUGAGCUAAGUCAAAAUCUACAUGUUAAGGAGGAAAUGUGGAAGGCUGCCCAGGUGAUGCAGAAUAAUAUGGUCAAACAAAUCGAAGAGCUGCAACAGCAAACUGAACAGGCCAAGUCUUUAACCUGUGUGUUAGAAUCCAAAAACAAAGAGAUUGAACUUAUAACAGAAGAGAUAAGGGGUUUAAAAGUGGAAAAAGACACACUGUUCAAGGAGGCAGAUGCCUUAAAGCUAGGAAAGGAUACUCUGCUUUCAAACAUUGUAGAACUUGAAUCGCAUAUUAAUGUCCUUCAGCAAGAAAAAAUGCAGCAUUUAGUGCUCUUUGAAGAAAUAAAAUCUGAAAAAGACAAAAUUAUGCAGGAGAAACAGGAGCUUGAAAACAAAUAUAAAUUAUUAAAUAGUGCCUCUCAAACACUGAUCUCUGACAAAGAUAAUGUGAUAGUUGAACUUAAUAAUGCUAAACAGGAAAUUCUGAAAAUCAAUUUGGUGUGUGAAGAUUUGCAGUCUUCCAUUACUUCUAUGGAUACUGCUAUGAGAGAACUUCAGGAAAGCAAAGAUGCACUGUUAGCUAAUUAUUUAGAAUUACAAAGCAAAAAUCAGUUAAUCCAGGAACAGCAGAUAAAAAAUUGUGAAGAGAAAAUAAAUAUUAUCAGGGAAAAAGAUGAAAUGAUUGAUAUUCUGAAUAAAAACACUGAAGAUCUGACCAGCCAACAGAAAGUGCUAGAAAAAGAAAUAGAUGCGCUAGAAACAGAUAAAAAACUGUCCUUUGAUAAAUGUGUAGAUCUAGAGAAAAAGAUUGCUGCAAUAAAUGAAGAGAAGGAGAUGCUAAUCAAAGAUAUUGCUGAAGUUGCAUCUGAAAGGGAAGAUCUUGUUUUUAGGCAAAACAAGUUGAAUACAGAAAUUGAGAAUCUGCUUAAAGAAAAAGAAAACUUGACCCUUGCACAUAGCUCUAUAGAAGUUGAACUGACUAAUGUGAAAUCACAACUGGAUGAAUCAGUCCAAGAAAAUCUAGAUAUUAUAAGAAAAAGAAAUGAACUGCUGAAAACCCUUUCUAAGCUUGAAGAGGACAAUCAGAGAUCAUUGGAAAAUCAGAAGAAAGUAAUAGAUGAAAAACUAUUAAUUAUUAAGGAAAAAGAUGACCUUAUCCAAAAUAUUAAUGGCUUAAAAGAGGACUGGAGAACCAAACACAUCGAUCUGGUCAAGGAUAUGUCUGUACUUAAAGCGGAAAAGGAGACUGUCCUCGCUAGAAAUCUUGAACUUGACAACAAAGUUUCUCAGUUAGUUUUUAAACGUGACGAGUUACUGGAGACAACAGAUAAAUUAUCUUCAGAAAGAGACAAGCUUGUAUUAAAACAAAAUGAAUUAAAUAUAAAAGUUAUGGAACUGGUUGAAGAAAAAGAAAAGUUGGCUUCAAAUUACAGUGAGCUUACAAAUAAAGUAGCACAGAUGAGUAAAGAGCUGAACCAGUCAGAAAAGGCCAACGAAGAGCUUCAAAUCACCAAUGAAAGUUUAACAAAGUUGAUUGAGGAAAUAAAGACCAACAGUAGUAUAUCUGAUUCGGAGCGUUAUAAUUUGCUCCAGGAAAAGGAGAUGCUUCUCUCAUCUGAGCGGAAGCUUUCUGCAGAAAUAGGGAAACUUUUAGAAGAAAGAGAAAAGCUUGUAGAAAAGAGUCAGAAGUCUUCAGAAGAGGCGGAGCAAGUCCAGGACAAAAUGAUAGAUGAGAUUAAUAACCUAAAAAAUGCAAAAGACUGUAUUGCUCUUAAACUGAAUGACAUGGAAAAGCAGCUUCAGUCUGUUUUCGAAGAGAGAGAUGCAUUUAAAUCCUUGAAUGUUGAACUUCAAUCCAAGGAGCAAAUGGUGAUUGCUGAAUUAGAAAGCUGUAAAAUGAGGUUAGAAGAAUCAGAAGCAUCAAAUUUUAUCUUAUCUCAGGAGAAGAAUAGGCUGCUACAAGAGAUUGAGUCUUUAAAUUGUAGAAUUGUAGAUGCAACAAAACUUCGCAAUGAACUGAAAGAAACUAUUGAAAAUCUAAAGCUAAUACUGGAGCAAACUCAAAAAGACAAGUCUGCUGUGGAAGAACAACACAACGGCACCUUGAUGGAAAAGCAGUCUUUGCUUGAGGAUUAUAAGAAGUGUUGUCUGGAUAAAGAUUUGUUGCUAAAAGACAGAGAUGACUUAGAAAAAAAAGUCAAUGAACUUGAGGUAGGUUUUAAAGGUUUUGAGCAAAGGUUAACAGAAGAAAGAGAAACUUUUAAAAAUAAAAGGAAUUCUUUAGAGCUUAGGUGUGUGGAACUUCAGAAGGGCUUAGUAAAUGUAACUGAAGAAAAAGAACAGAUACAUGUACAGAGCAAAGAGCUUCUGUCUAAGUAUGAGGCACUUCUGGAGCAGAAGGGAAAUGUAGAUGAUCUAUUAAAUACCCUUUCACAGGAAAAGGAGAGCUUAGAACUUGAGAAAAAUGGCCUGUCAUCUCAGUUUAAAGAUCUCAGUAAGGAUUUUGUCUCCUUAAAUAACUCAAAAGAACUACUUCAAGACCUCUACAAUAGUGUUUCAAAAAUGGUAGAAGAUCUUCGCUGUCAAAAUGAAAUCAAAGAUAUAGAAAUUGCAAAUCUACAAGAGGAGAAAUCUCGCCUUAUAGUGGCAAAAGAAACAUUGGAGAAGGUGAAUUCAACAGUGUUAGCAGAAAAGGAAACCACCUUGAAGAAAUGUGAUAAGAUGUCUGAGGAAAUGGCAGCACUUACUAAAAGCAAAUCUGAAGCUACAGAUCUCGCUGAGCAGUUAGGAAUCCAAUGCCAGGCAUUGCUGAGUGAGAAAGAAGAGUUAAUGUUAAGGUUUAAUGAACUCCAAGCACAACAAAACAAGAAAGAAGCAAAAAUACAUGAGGCUUCUCAGACUGCAGAAGAAGCUUGUCAGAAAAUUGAGCAAAUUAAUGCAGAAAAAAAUGCACUACUUAACGAAAGGGCUGAGACUGUAAAUGCAAUGGACGAGCUGAAGAAGCUUCACAGCCAACUGCAGAAAGAGUUGAAUGGCCUGAAAGAGCAACAGAAAUCAGGAGCAGAACAAUUAUCCAAGACAAAUGAACAACUUAAAGGCGAAUAUAAGAAAACAGAGGCUCUCAGGAAGGAAUUGGAAGAGCUAAGGCAGGCGGCUGAGCACAAGUCCCAGCAGUUAGCAUCUCUGCAGGAGGAGAACCUUAAACUUACAGAGGAGCUAGGAAGGAGCAAAGAAGAAGUAUCAAGUAACCAGAAGCUUGAAGAGGAGAGAUCAGUUUUAAAUAAUCAAUUGCUAGAGAUGAAAAAAAGGGAAUCUAUUCUUAAGAAAGAGUUUGAUGAAGAGAAGACAUCUCUACAGAAAUCACUCACCAGUACCAGUGCCUUGAUCACUGAGAAGGACAAAGAACUUGAAAGACUCAGAAAAGAGAUUACAUUGCUUCGGGGAGAAAAUGAAUCUGCAAAAACCUUACAGUCUGCAGUAAAAUCACUGGAGUUUGAAAAACUCAAGUUGGAGAAAAAAGUGCAGAGUCUGGAAAAAGAACUGGAUGAGAACAAAACUCAACUCACCAACCUGUCAAACUCAUCAGCUCCUUGUUUUCAUUCUUUAGGUGAUGCCUCAUUCAACAGCCAGUACCUGGAAGAGAAGUCAUCCAUGGAAAGCCAGAUUGAGUUUCUCAAUUCUGUCAUAAUUGACCUUCAAAGAAAAAAUGAUGAUCUAAAACAGAAGAUUGAGAAAAUGGUUGAAGCGUCACUUAAUGGAAACAAUAUGGAAGACAUGGAUAACCAUGACAGUAUGAAUGGUACUCAAGCCAAAAAGAAAGUGCCCCCACGUCUCUUCUGCGAUAUCUGUGACUGUUUUGAUCUCCAUGACACAGAAGACUGUCCAACACAGACCCAGUUGCCUGACUCUCCACCUCAUUCAAACUUCCAUGGCAACAGAAAAGAAGAGCGGCCAUAUUGUGAUAUUUGUGAGGAUAACCUGAUCCCUGUAUUCUUGGGUAGCGAUGUCGUCUCCCAGACUGGAAUUCGAACAGAAAAUCAUCCAAAAAUCCACGCCAAGUUUGCAAGGAAGGGUCUGGCAGCAAGGCUUAACUUUAGCUCUGAGUUCAAGUUUGAAAAGUUGAGGCUUCCGGGUGGACUGAACAGUCUCUGGUUUUAUAGCAUUCAGGGACUUUUUAAAGUGGCUUUCGAUCUGUACAACAGAGAAGAGCAACUUGCAGUCAUUGAAAGUCUUCAGGAACUUUGGAAAUCCCGCCUUAAAGAUGAGCCACUAAGCAAAUGUUACAACCUAAGUAACUGCCUAGAAGACAAUAGAUGUUUAAUCCCAGUAUGUUACCAGGCAGAAGAACCUAGAAUCCAUGAAAAAUUAGCUUCUCAGCAAAUUCAUGGGAUUGCUAGAGUUCCUUGCAGUCUUUCAGAGCACAACUACUGCAUGACCAGUCAAGAAGGACCUAGUGUGUCUGUAUCACAGGACACAGAGGGCAAUGACAUUAUUAUUCAGAGGCUUAAAUCUCUUCUGGGCAUUUGUACCAGUUCAAUUAUUAUCCUGGAGAAUCAGCUGAUGAAGACCAUUGUAGCAUUGUUGGAUGUUGUAGGACAUGUAUUCAGUGGUCACAACUUCUUAGUUAACAUGAUUGAAAGCAUUAUGGACCUUCUUGAAGCCGUAAGUCACCUACAGGACAAGGACAACCCACAGAAGGAGGCCUCCAAUGUGUAUGACAACUCUUUGUUGUUUGAGGCUAUUGUAUGGGAUGAGUAUCUGACCGGCCCUUUUGGAUUAAUUGCCCAGUAUUCACUGUUGAAGGAACAUGAGGUUGAAAAAAUGUUCACGCUUAAGGCGGGCCCGUUACCAUCCUCGGAUGUUAAAAACAUCAUAUUUUUUGUUAGACCCAAGCUGGAACUAAUGGACAUUAUUGCUGAGAACAUUCUGAGAGAAGAUAAGGGACGAUUUAUGCAGCGGGAUUUCCAUAUCUUAUUUGUGCCUCGUCUUAGCCUGCUGUGUGAGCAGAGACUUAAGGAUCUGGGUGUUCUUGGCACGUUUUAUUAUCGUGAGGAAUACCGCCUAAACCUGAUCCCUUUUGAUGGAGAUCUGUUGUCUAUGGAAUCAGAAAAUGCUUUUAAGGAGUGCUACUUGGAGAAUGAUCAGACAACACUUUAUCAUGCAGCUAAGGGGCUCACCACUUUGCAGGCCUUGUAUGGGACUAUUCCUCAGAUUUGUGGGAAAGGAGAGUGUGCAAGGCAUGUUGCCAAUAUGAUGAUCAGGAUGAAGCGAGAGCUGGGCAGAAGCAAUAACCAGAUAACUCCAGUGUUUGACACCCUUUUGUUGUUGGAUCGUAAUGUUGACUUGCUAACACCACUUGCAACUCAGCUCACUUAUGAAGGACUUAUCGAUGAAGUCUACGGGAUUCAAAAUAGCAAUGUUAAACUUCCCCCAGAAAAGUUUGCUCCCAAGAAACAGGGUGAGGGUGGGAAAGAGCUACCUACAGAACAAAAGAAGCUGCUGCUGAACUCUGCUGAGGAGUUAUAUGCUGAGAUCAGGGACAAAAACUUCAACGCUGUCGGCUCAGUACUGAGUAAGAAGGCCAAAAUUAUAUCUGCAGCUUUUGAGGGAAGGCACAAUGCCAAAACAGUGGGGGAAAUCAAACAAUUUGUCUCUCAACUACCCCAUAUGCAAGCCGAGCGGGCAUCUUUAGCAAAUCACACGUCUAUCGCUGAACUCAUAAAGGAUAUAACCACGUCGGAAGCUUUUUUUGAUAAUUUGACAGUGGAGCAAGAAUUCAUGUCUGGCUUUGAUACUGAUAAGAUCAAUCCAUACAUAGAAGACUGUAUUGCCAAAAAAGAUCCCUUAUUAAAGAUAUUAAGACUUGUCUGCCUCCAGUCUGUGUGUAAUACGGGUCUGAAGCAAAAAGUGCUGGACUUUUACAAGAAAGAGAUUCUACAGACCUACGGGUAUGAGCAUUUAUUGACUCUGCACAAUCUGGAAAAGGCUGGGCUUUUAAAAGCACAAUCGGGCAGUAGGAAUAACUACCCAACCAUCAGGAAAACCCUGCGCCUCUGGAUGGAUGAUGUGAAUGAGCAGAAUCCUAAUGACAUCUCCUAUGUGUACAGUGGGUAUGCCCCACUCAGUGUUCGUCUGGCACAAGUCCUGGUUCGUCCAGGAUGGAGAAGCAUUGAGGAAGUUCUUAAACUCCUUCCUGGUCCUCAGUUUGAAGAGCGGCAGUCCCUACCAGCUGGUCUUAUGAAGAAACGUCAACAAGGGGAGAACAAGGUGAUGCUAAUAUUUUUUCUUGGUGGAGUGACCUUUGCAGAAAUUGCGGCCUUGCGUUUCCUUUCUCAACUAGAGGAUGGUGGCACAGAAUACAUCAUUGCCACUACCAAACUGAUCAAUGGCACCACAUGGAUUAAAUCGAUAAUGGAAAAGCUUGAGCCUCCGCCCUUCUGAAUCAAAUUCCUUUUAUCUAGGAAAUUCAACAAGACAUUCCACUCCCGAAAAAUUGCUAAAAUUUAGUAAGACAUGGGGAAAAUACCAUCCAUGCAAGGAUUAUUGUAAGAUGUGCUAACCAUGGUAGGAGAAGUGGAAUGCAUAUUAUUCUAUGCUCUGAAUAUUGCCGCGCUGUAAAUAACCUGCAGUUUCAGUGGAACUUUGAUCCAAAGACCCUGUAACUUCACCUCUGCUUGUUCCUCGUCUAAAGGAAAAGCAAACAAGUGUUGUGGUCUAAUCGAACAUAGAAAGCUCUGAUAUAUUGGAGUUCACAACAAAAAUGUGGAUAAUUGAAUGGAGUUGAAACACUUUAACAGCCUAGCAGUGUGUAUCUAAUGGCUAAAAAAAAACAAAAGCAGCGGUUUUUACAUUUUUAUUUUUAUUACUGAAUGUGCAGCAACAACUUGUUAUAGAGUAAUAACUGAUCUGUCUUUCACUACACCAUGUUGCAAAAUAACACAUGCCUUUCAACUAA